Messenger RNA from Cryptosporidium ubiquitum, 1743 nucleotides. RefSeq lists its product as uncharacterized. NCBI's taxonomy places the organism in Eukaryota, Apicomplexa, Conoidasida, Eucoccidiorida, Cryptosporidiidae. The coding region runs from base 1 to 1743 and encodes 580 amino acids. The transcript has a single exon. The record is from RefSeq and is a predicted model, not a curated record.
AUGUUGAAUACUGCUGACAAAAUAAGAGCUAGGAAUUCUGAAUUCAAAUCUCACAGAAGGAGCAAAACAUUUCCGGCAAUAAGUCAUGCUUUUCAUUCAAAUAUUUAUCGUGGAAGAAAUGUUGUAAUAACUAAUACAAGUACAUUUAAGAAAAGUUUUACCUAUUUAUUAUUAUUGUCAUUAAUAGGGAUAGUUACAGUAGACUUUAUAUUUAGAAGAUUUGGAGCAUUGACUUUAUUUGAUAAUAUUAAAAGUAUUUCGUUAGAUAAAAAACCUUUGGAAGGUGAAUUCACAUUUAAAAAUGUGAAUAAUAUAUUUCAUUCUUCAGAUAUUAUGAAGGUGAAACGAAUAUCUCUUUCACAAAAGAAUAAUGGUGUUAGUGUGAUAAGUAUUAAACACAUUUUAAAGAAUUCAACAAUUUCAGAAUUAAACUCUGAUUUAAUUUUAUAUACAAGAGAUGAGCAAAAAAAUACAAGCCUUCAAAGAAGAAUAAUGAAAGAUAUAGAAAAGGGAGUAAUAGAUGAUGUAGUUGGAUUAAUGGUAUUAUUAUUGAAGCAUAAAAGAAUUUCAUCAGAAUCCCCUUUAUAUUCAAUAAUUAGAAUUUUACCAUCAGUAAAAUGGUUUAAGAAUAAUGGAAUAUUUUCAAUGAAUAGAAAAGAUUUUGAUGUAGCAUCAUAUGGAACAAGUAUGGAGGGUAUUUAUGAAUCUGUUGAGAAACAUUGUAAAUUAGCAACUUCUUAUAUUUAUUCAUCAAUAAUUAAACGUGAAUUCGGAAUUCCUCAGUCAGUAGAUUACUUGAAUGGCCCUCCAAUAACUCAAUAUGAUAUACAAUGGGCAUAUAUGAUAGUUAGAUCUUAUUCCAUAGAAAUAGGAGGUGGGCUUGCUUUUAUUCCGUCAUUAAUAUUUAUAAGAAAAACUAAUAAGGAUUCAAAUUUUGAGAUAGUUUUUGAUAAAUAUACAAGAAAUCAAAAUGGAAAUAAUAGUACAGAAAUUUUUGAAGAUGAAAGGUUUGGUAAUAACACUGGUAUAAGACAGGCAAUUAGGUUAGUUUCAAAAAAAAAUAUACUUAAAGGGGAAGAGAUACUUUAUAAAGAUGAUAAAAGUUUAACGGAUUCAGAAAUGUUUAUAAGUAGAGGACAGUGGUUACUAAAUUCCCAUAAAAUGAUUCUUCCAAUAGUUUUUCCAGAAAACAUUUUGAUUAAUAAUAAUCAAGAGUCUUUUGAUAAUCAUCAAAAGUUAUCUAUCAAGCAUUUAUAUUCAAAUAGUACUUUGUCAUCUGAUAUAUCAAUUAAUAAUAAUAUAACAAACAUAUUACUGAGAAAGUUUGAUUGCUCAUUAGAUACUAUACACAACUUUUAUUUCGAAGAGAAUAAUGCUAUAAAUAGCAAGUUUACAUUUUGUUUAAAAUUGUUAUCAUACAUUAAACACUGUUCAGAAAUACAUAAUUUGUUAAAUAUUGAUCCAUAUCAAAUUUUAAAACCAUUGGAAAGAAAGAUUGAGAUAGAUGCAGCUUCCAUAGGUAUUUCAAUAAUACAGAAUAAGAUAGACAAAUUAAGAUCAUCGGCAGCUAAUAUAAUAAGUCAUUUUGGACAUAAAAGCAUACAUCAACUUCCUAUAAUUAAAGUUAGAGAAGCCGAGAUGAUUAUUCUUAGAAAUAUAAUUAAAAAUCUACAUAAUUGGUAUUAUAUAGUUAGUGAUAUUGAUACUUAUGAAUCAUACUAUUAUUAUUUGUUACAAAAUUAG